Seminavis robusta is the source of this 282-nucleotide messenger RNA. NCBI's taxonomy places the organism in Eukaryota, Bacillariophyta, Bacillariophyceae, Naviculales, Naviculaceae. The record is from the annotation of a GenBank genome assembly.
AUGAAGCGCACCGGAAAGAACAACCAAAGCAACAAGAAGAACCGUCGCAAGGUGCUUGCCGACCCUGCUGCGAAGGUUGACGUGGGAACGUUGCUACAAGACCCUGCCGUCAACAAGCCCCUCGCCAUGAUAACCAACCAGCCUGGUCUGUUCGCUCAGGUCGCCAAUUCAGCUGCUGCAGUCGCCGAUACUUCAGCAGCAUCCAACAACGACGACUCGGUCUCCGAACAGCGUCGUGGAAGUCGUCGCCGUCACUUCCAAGAAGGUCCCCAAGACAACUAG